CUAAUGUUAUAUUGGGACCUUUCAAUAACAAUUCAGAGGAUAGUGCCGUAUAUAUUUAAUGUUGAACUUGAGAGUUUAGAUGUUAAGAACUCCGCUGUAUUACAACCGACAUGGGCACGUGUGGGUAAAUAUUUAUCAGUGAUCCUAGUAGGAUUCCGUAUCAAAAAGGGAACGUUUAUUUUUCUUGCGACUUAACGGUUAUUAGAAGUAAAUGUAGUGAUUGGGCUGCUUAUUUAACUAAUGCAUAGGAGGGGGUAUGAAGUAGAGGACAAGUCUUACGCGUUAUUAAUUUAUGCGGCACCGGCUCAGUAACAUCUCGCCUAGUACGCCUAGAUAUAAAAUUUUUAAUUUAAAUUGUAGUGGAAAUGAAAGAAUUCCAGAAAAUCCACGAAUCGAAAACCAAAAAUCCGCAAAUACAGUAAUUCUAACAAUGUCGGGAGGACUGCACGCAUCUACAACUCUGCGGGGGAAACCAUCUUUGUUGACGAAGGAUGAAUUCCUGGCUUUGUACGAAGAGCACGUGAAACCUGUUGAAGAUGAGGCAGGAGAAUUUAGCUCAGAUGAUGAGGUUACAAUUAGCCCAAGGAAGAAAACUUCUCAGUCCUCAGCUAAAUCGACCGCAAGCUCGAAAUCCCCCAAGAAGGGUAAGGGGGCGAAGAGUAUGGUGGAGAGCACUGAGGAGAGUAGUCUGAUUAUCGGAGACCUAGACCUCGACACGAUCGACGACGACGAGCUCUUCAGACUUCUCAAGGAAAAUGGUAUCGAGGCUGGGCCUAUUGUUGCCUCUACUCGACCCUUCUACAAGAAAAGACUGGCUCUAGUUCUCAGGGGUGAGAACGGAAUGAACGGGAGUAGCGGAGGAGAGUUCUCAGAUACUGAACCUGAGGAUGACCAGCCUAGUGGUAUAACCUCCCCUCAGGUUACUGUAACCACAAGAACCCGUGGAUCCGCCUCUAGUUCCAAGUCCAACAAGUCCUUGACCAAGUCCCCGGUGGAGCUCAACAACGGACUGAGAAAGAGGAUGAAUCUAGGAGAUGAGAUCGAUUCAUCUUUGAGGAAUAAUCCAACCCCUCGCAGAUCCAUCCAUAGUUAUAAGGUUACUGAGACAACCCGGCAGACAAUAGUAAAAACCCAUGAUGGAUUAGAGACCAGGGACACUGUGCACACCCUGGAGAAGUCCGAGAGUAAGGGAGAGGACGGACCUGUCAAAUCAUCAUUCUUCACCAUCAAGAAGCUCAUCAUUGUUCUCCUGGUUCUCGGUUUCCUCGCAGCUCUUUUUGUAUAUUCAAAACAGAAUUCAGGUCUCUCCGCCGACUCUAUCUUGGACUCGGUGAAGAAGACGAUCGGUGGAACACCCGCCGCACCUGCUCCCACUCCCGCCCCGGUCAAAGCCUCGCCGCCUCCGCCCGAGCAGCCCAGCAUCGCCGAUGUUUAGAAUUCUCAUUACUCUACUCUUAUGAUAUUUGACAACCGCCGAAUAUCUAGUAAUCUCGUACAAAUUAAAGUGGAAUUAAACCUGGUUUUGGUUGACGCCUAUGUAUUUUAAGUUAUCUUUUAAACAUUUUAUGAAACUCGCCUUUUCAACAAAAAACCUCCACUUAGCGCGUCUGAACAUUUUUACAUUGAACGUUUUGUUCAAACCCCCGCGUAGAUUUAGUUCUGGAAAUCCUGAGGUUUUUCUUAUUUUCCAGA
Messenger RNA from Eurytemora carolleeae, 1692 nucleotides. RefSeq names its product lamina-associated polypeptide 2, isoforms beta/delta/epsilon/gamma. Gene Ontology annotation, molecular function: DNA binding. NCBI's taxonomy places the organism in Eukaryota, Metazoa, Arthropoda, Copepoda, Calanoida, Temoridae. The transcript has 8 exons. The record is from RefSeq and is a predicted model, not a curated record. The coding region runs from base 293 to 1435 and encodes 380 amino acids.